AUGCGUUUCUCCACCGCACUUGCUCUUUGCGUCGCGCCUUUGGCGUUGGCUGGCUCGAUCCAAGAUACUGUCUUGAGAAGAACGGACCAUAUGGGAGAGAAGGUCGAGGCACCAAAGGUCGAAGCACCAAAAGUCGAGGCACCAAAGGCUGAGGCGCCAAAGCCUGAAGCAUCCCCUAAGGAGGGAGCGAAGGAGGUUAUCCACGAGGCACCAAAACCAGCGGAGGCAAAACCUGGAGAAGUUAUCCACGCCGGAUCAUCAUCAACGACUGUUACUCAGGUUAUCAUUAUUUGGGUCAACAAUGGAGGUGGUGCUACAACUUCCACAAUGCAACAUGCUAGUUCAGUAGCACCUCCACCAGCGGCCGCUGCUACACACAGCGUCGUUGUUGGUGGUUCCGCCGGUCUCGUCUACGUACCAGAAUCUAUCCAAGCUGCAGUCGGGGAUAUGGUUAUCUUCACCUUCAUGAACGCCAACCACACUGUCACCCAGUCCGCUUUCACCGAGCCCUGCGUCAAGCUCCCAGAAGGAAUGGAUUCUGGAUUCAUGCCAAACCCAAACAACACCAUGCUCCCAGCACCACAGAUGGCCAUGCAGGUUACUGUUGCAACCCCAAUCUGGUUCUACUGCAGACAAAAGGCCCACUGUGGAAAGGGAAUGACCUUCUCCAUCAACCCAACCGCUGAGAAGAGCCAUGCCAUGUUCCAACAGAUGGCAGUUGCCCAGAACGGUACCGGAACUCUUGCACCAAUUCAAGGUGGAGCUGCCGCUCCUCCAGCUGCCAGUGCAUCCGCCGCACCACCACCACCAGCUGCCGCCGCACCCCCAGCCGCCGCACCCCCAGCCGCUCCUCCUGCCGCUGGUGCCAUGGUCCCAUCAGUUGGCACCAUGCAAGGUGGAUCCUGCUCCUGCGCAUGCCUUUGCGGUGUCUCCUCCUUCCCAACUGCUGCACAAGGCAUCAACAGCUUUGGUGGUAUGUCAGGUGCUAUGCCAAUGGCCAUGCUCGAAAAAUAG
Messenger RNA from Glarea lozoyensis ATCC 20868, 1014 nucleotides. Its product is annotated as Cupredoxin. Lineage: Eukaryota; Fungi; Ascomycota; Leotiomycetes; Helotiales; Helotiaceae. The coding region runs from base 1 to 1014 and encodes 337 amino acids. The transcript is spliced from 4 exons. The record is from RefSeq and is a predicted model, not a curated record.